AUGCUAAGCGAGCGCCCUAGUGACGUCACUGGGCGCUACGUGUACUGGGUUGUGUUUCAGGAAGCUGGGGCUGUCAGUGCAGUGGGCUCCUCAGCUGGGUCUCGGAGAGUGUCGCUUUCACCUCUCACAGGAACGAUGCUACCAACUACUUCAGUUAGCCCCAGGAGCCCAGACAAUGGCAUACUAAGCCCACGAGAAGCAGCCAGACACACAGCUGGAGCCAAACGCUACAAAUACCUCCGGAGGCUCUUUCACUUUAAGCAGAUGGACUUUGAGUUUGCUCUUUGGCAGAUGCUUUAUCUUUUUACUUCACCACAAAAAGUUUACAGAAACUUUCACUACAGAAAGCAGACGAAAGACCAGUGGGCAAGAGAUGAUCCAGCAUUUUUGGUACUUUUGAGUAUCUGGCUAUGUGUUUCUACUGUAGGUUUUGGAUUUGUCCUGGACAUGAGCUUUUUUGAGACCUUCAAACUGCUCCUUUGGGUUGUUUUUAUAGAUUGUGUUGGUGUUGGACUACUGAUUGCAACAUUAAUGUGGUUUGUUUCUAACAAGUAUAUGGUCAAGCGCCAGGGGAAGGAUUAUGAUGUAGAGUGGGGCUAUACGUUUGAUGUCCACUUGAAUGCCUUUUAUCCUCUUCUGGUCAUCCUGCAUUUCAUCCAGCUAUUUUUUAUCAACCAUGUGAUCUUAUCAGGUUGGUUUAUUGGUUACUUUGUUGGAAAUACAAUAUGGCUGAUUGCAAUUGGCUACUACAUCUAUAUCACAUUCCUUGGAUACAGCGCUCUUCCGUUCCUGAAAAACACAGUGAUCCUUCUGUACCCAUUUGCGGCUUUGGCUCUUCUGUACGUACUUUCCUUAGCUUUGGGCUGGAACUUUACAGAAAAGCUCUGUUUGUUUUACAAGUACAGAGUCAGGUAAAACUCUGUUGGGCUGGACAGUUACUGAUCUUGUACACAUUGUAAAUAUUUUUGUUGUAGAUAAAGGCGGUGAUUUAAAUAUCAAAGUGUCUCGUAUGCUUGCAUUUUACUGCACGGAUUGUGAGUUCCUAUUCCGGAUUGUUUUUUUUUUUUUUUUAAUUCUUGAAAUUCUUUAACUGUUUACUUAAUUUCUAGUAAGUCAUUCCACAAACAUUCUUAUUGAACAUCACACGUCCUUUACAUUUACGGUACAUUCUGUUCAGUACUGCCUUCCAUUUUUAUGGAGAGUGUAAUGGAGCAUUGUAAUCUAAGUUCUGGAGGGAAUUUUUAUAGCAUCAUACCCCCUGACUAUGCUGGCUUCCAUCUUUAUUAUCUGCACAGCACAUGCGCAGUAUCCUUCCCUUUAUUAUAUUGGGAAAUGCAUGAAAUGAAUGGAUGCAGUUUCAAAGGGGAUAAUGUGGAAACUAGGUUUUGCUGUGUAUAUUUGCAAAUUGAUGGUGGUGAUGGUAAGGUUGUCAGGAAAUAGACUGAAAUUGGAGUUGAAGUGAAAUAAACAUUUAUGGCAAAUUGUCAUCUAACGCCAAAUUCACAAAUGUCUCAACUCUGGUUAAUGCAAGCAAAAAAAAAAAAAAAAUG
Messenger RNA from Xenopus laevis (African clawed frog), 1550 nucleotides. It is a transcript of the gene unc50.L, whose product is annotated as unc-50 homolog L homeolog. Lineage: Eukaryota; Metazoa; Chordata; Amphibia; Anura; Pipidae. Bases 1 to 915 code for a protein of 304 amino acids. The record is from RefSeq and is a predicted model, not a curated record. The transcript has 6 exons. Gene Ontology annotation, cellular component: Golgi membrane; nuclear inner membrane.